CUCAAAUGCCACUGGAUCUCAUAAACUGAAACUUUUGGUAAUUGGAAAGGCAAAGAAUCCACGCUGCUUUAAAAACUUUCAAUGCCCCACAGACUAUAGAGCUCAAAAUCCACCUGGAUGACGUCGGCUGUUUUCAAGGAAUGGUUUCAUGAGUCCUUCGUUCCAGAGGUGAGGGUUUAUUUUGUAUUUUGUUAACUUUUUUCUUUUUUCCUUCUCACCCAAACGAAGCUCAGCUGGCAACGGAGGAUGGACAAAUUUUGGCAAUGUUUAUGACACCAAACGUUACUCCCCUCAUCCAACCAAGGGUUCAAAAUGCCAUAAAGAUCACAAAGUUGCAUUACAUAAAACAGCCGCAAUAGCAGCUGCAAACUCCAAUUUACUCGAUUCGAUGAAAAAAAUUACUUUACGAAGAGCUAUAUCUCUUUUGGAUGCCGCUUGGAGUUGUGUCAGCGAAGUAACAUUAGCUAAUUGCUGGAAAAAUAUUUUAAAUUUUACGGCAGCUGAUAACGAUCCUGAAGAUAGUGUUCCGCUCGCAGUUUUAAAAGAAAAAUGGGGAGCUGAACUUCGCGCCUUGAUGCGCAAUACCGUCGAUCUCCUUAACAGUUUGAAUGCUGAGGCUGAAUUAACGCUACCAGGCAUUCAUGAAUGGAACGAAGAUGUUGAAGAUGAUAAUGCAAAUGACGAGCAUGAAGAAGAAGACGAUUCUGAUGAAGGCAGCGUAGCGGAGGUACAGGAGAAAAUUAAGCGGACUGAAGCAGUUGAAAUUUUCAACAAGACGAUAAGGUGGGCUGGUCAUGAAGACGUCGAUUCAAAUGAUGUAAAUGUACUAAGACGUCUAAGAGGGAAAGCUGUGCUCCAACUUUUAGAAACACAGAAGAUACAGAGAAGGAUGACUGAUUUUUUCAAAUAAAACUUAAAUUUUGUGUAUUACACGUGUUACGUAAAAAUGUAUAUGUAAUGAAAACAUGAAUAAAAUGUGAAUUCCAAUAUAUAAA
Bactrocera neohumeralis is the source of this 995-nucleotide messenger RNA. RefSeq lists its product as uncharacterized. The coding region runs from base 389 to 910 and encodes 173 amino acids. The record is from RefSeq and is a predicted model, not a curated record. The transcript is spliced from 2 exons. NCBI's taxonomy places the organism in Eukaryota, Metazoa, Arthropoda, Insecta, Diptera, Tephritidae.